CCCUUAUUCUAACCAAUAGAAAAUAUUUUGAAAGAACACUUUAAGGCUAAUAACCGUAACGUUAAGUUCUGAAACAACCUAAUGAUAUGUGAAAGUUCAAAACAACAACUGGGUGGAUGACAUAAAUAGAGAAGAGAUUAGAAUGCUGGUAGUUGUGCAGCUUUGUUUAUUCACGGUCUAGUGAGAUGUCUGCAACUCUGGAUAUCUUGUUGUGGAAUGCAAAUGCUUGUAUUUUUCAAAGGGCUUCUUGGACAUAUUAGGUUUCCAAAACUUGUGAAUAUCAUUUCAAUGUUUUUAACUACUUUUGGGUAAUCAUGGAGAAUUAUUGGAAUGCAUUAUUUCUUUUACACUUGCCAGAAGAUAUUGCAUGACCUUUGUGGCUGAUGUGGCAUAAAUGGAAGGAGAAGUUCAUGUGCAAAUUCUCCAAGUAUAUCCAACAUUUGCAGGGGAUUGACCACACUAUGCCAAUGGUGAACCCAAAUCCUCCCCAUCGUUCAACCAUAUGUUAUAGGCCCAUACAACCAGCUGACCUUGAGAUCUUGGAGCAAAUCCAUACUGAUUUAUUUCCCAUCAGGUAUGAGUCCGAGUUUUUUCAAAAUGUAGUAAAUGGACAUGAUAUUGUGUCAUGGGCAGCUGUUGAUCGAAGUCGUCCAAAUGGUCAAAGUGAUGAACUUAUUGGAUUUGUAACUGCUCGAAUUGUCCUUGCAAAAGAAAGUGAGAUAGGGGAUUUGCUCAAUUACGACCCAUCAAAACCAGAUCAGACCUUAGUCUACAUUCUGACGCUAGGAGUUGUAGAAUCUUUCAGAAAUCUUGGCAUAGCUUCUGCACUUAUUCGUGAGGUCAUAAAAUAUGCCUCAAGUAUUCCGACCUGCAGGGCAGUUUACCUGCAUGUCAUUUCUUACAAUAAUCCUGCAAUCCUUUUGUACAAGAAAAUGUCAUUCAAGUGUGUAAGAAGAUUGCAAGACUUUUACUUGAUCAAUGGUCAGCAUUAUGAUUCUUAUCUGUUUGUUUACUAUGUAAACGGCGGUAGAUCUCCUUGCUCACCAUUAGAGUUUGUUACAGCGACACUGAAUCACAUGAGGAAUGGUUUAAAGUUGGUGUUUGGAAGACUCCGGAAGAAUGAAGAUAGGAAGUUGGUCUCAAAAUGGUCGAAAUGUAAAGAGAGCCAUUGCCUUAUAACAACAACACAAAGCAGGAAAAACCUGACAGCAGAAUGUACAGGGUAUGAAUGUGUUUGAUUUGUGUUUAUAUUGGUAAGGAUUUCGUUGGUUGGAUUCAAUCUGUAUCAGCAGACAAAGAUAGAGAUAUAGACAGAGAGAACCAAAUAGAAAGAGAUGGUCUGCAGAGAGAAUAAAGAUAGGCUGAUGUAAGAUGAAGUAAAACUCCUAUUUGCUGCCUUGUUCUCCCUCUGUGUAUAUCAUUAUUUGAUGCAACCAUACCAAUGAUACCCUUGCCUUGGAAUAACGUCUGAAUGUAAUAAACGUUGUUAACAGCACCCAAUAUAUAAAGAUAACACCUGUGUUUGUUCAUUCGA
Molecule: messenger RNA, 1534 nt
Organism: Fragaria vesca subsp. vesca
Lineage: Eukaryota; Viridiplantae; Streptophyta; Magnoliopsida; Rosales; Rosaceae
Product: N-alpha-acetyltransferase 60-like
Exons: 5
Coding region: 384-1238 (284 amino acids)
Biological process (GO): N-terminal peptidyl-methionine acetylation
Cellular component (GO): Golgi membrane
Molecular function (GO): histone acetyltransferase activity; protein-N-terminal amino-acid acetyltransferase activity
Source: RefSeq, a predicted model, not a curated record